This is a messenger RNA of Ichthyophthirius multifiliis, 197 nucleotides long. RefSeq lists its product as hypothetical. NCBI's taxonomy places the organism in Eukaryota, Ciliophora, Oligohymenophorea, Hymenostomatida. The transcript has a single exon. The annotation marks the transcript as partial. The record is from RefSeq and is a predicted model, not a curated record.
UUUAUUUUUUAUUUUUGUUAUUAAUUUAUUUAUUAUAGAUUUUUAUGAUUUUAUAUUAUUUAUUUAUAGUUUUUUAUGAUUUUUUUUUAUUUAUUAGUUUUUUUUUUAUAAUUAAUUUUUUAUUAUAUAGUUUUAUAGGAUUUUUUUUUUAUAUCUCAGUUUUAUUGUUUUUAACUUAUAAUUAAUUUUUUUAUUUU